Molecule: messenger RNA, 3259 nt
Organism: Exophiala oligosperma
Lineage: Eukaryota; Fungi; Ascomycota; Eurotiomycetes; Chaetothyriales; Herpotrichiellaceae
Exons: 2
Coding region: 11-3211 (1066 amino acids)
Biological process (GO): tRNA 5'-leader removal
Cellular component (GO): nucleolar ribonuclease P complex; ribonuclease MRP complex
Source: RefSeq, a predicted model, not a curated record
GUCUGGUCAGAUGCAAUCGGCUGGUCAGAAACGCAAGGCGGCGUCUGCCAAACAGCCUCAAGCGUCAAAGUCCCGUAAACGCCAGAAAUACUUUGAUUCCAGGGCCAUUUCUGUCGAGCCCACCAACGCUGUCUUGCCGGCCAAUGGAGAACUCAACGUCGCUUCCUUCUUGAGAGCCCGAGAGUUCGAGAUUGGUGCCCUUGAAAGGAGCAUGCAAAGGACUAGAGAUGCCCUGAGUCAAAGAGCUUUCCAGCAAGUCCCGAGGCACAUGCGACGACGGACAGCUAGUCACAAUGCUAAGAAGGUGCCAAAGCGGCUACGGGGGCGGGCAGAACGUGAGAUGAAGGACGAUAACACUCCAACGGUCACCAAGAGAACGCGGACUCCAUCCAAACGAUUGAGACUUCGACUCGGCACAGCAAAACGUAUACAGCAGUUAACUCAACAGAGAAAGACUGUUCGUCGAAAAAAGAAGGAGGCCAAAGCAAAUGCAAAGCAGACAGAUCCAGAAAAGCAUGUUUCCAUUGAGAGAAUACCGAGAGUGAAGAAGAAUACAUUGGCAAAGCCGCCCAAAGCCACCGUGAAGUUUCAAAGAAGGCAGGUAAACAAGACAUGGUUACCUACUCACCUUUGGCACGCGAAGAGAGCGCAUAUGACUCGGCCUAUAGAGCCAUUAUGGAAACUCGCAAUCCCACUGCGUCCAACAGAGAAGAGCUAUCGUCCUAGCCACCGUGCGGCCGGUGCUCACGGAUGUGUAGCGUGGGAUGUGAGCUAUAUGUCGACCGUUUCCUGCCAUGGUACCCAACCUGCAUUGGACAGUAUGCUCAAUGCUCUUGGCUUCUCUCCCAAAAACCUUUCGCCUAGCCUGCACAAGAAAUGGAAGUCGGGCACAAGGUUUGCUGAAGGGUGGGUUUAUGAGCGAGAUGGCAUCAAAAAGCCAGUUUCCCCUGUACAAAUCAUUUGGGUCAUGCGCCCAAAUUACAAGUCUACUAGCAACGACAAUACCAGCUCUCUAGACGCCAUGGACGUUGACGAGCAAAAUGGACAGGCAGGAGGUUCAAUGGGUCAGACGAACUGUAAGAGCAAACUUGAUCAUCACAUUCUGAUGCGACUACAUCCCGCGGCGUUCCACCAACUAUGGGAGGAAUUACUCAAGGUAGCAAAGAUGCAGAAACCGCAGGUCCUGGUAGAGGAUCUGCGCUUUGAGAUUGGAAGCAUUGAUGUCCAAGGCCCUGGGUCAACAGAAGCCUUGCUAGGCGUUCUUCGACCAUUCGUCGGCACAGAAAACCAAGCCGCGUCGACAUGGAAAUCUCUGGCUGGGUUGAACAACCCUGCUUCUUUACCGCAAAAUGCCGCUCUUUCGUUCGAUGUCAUCGAUCCAAGGCUCAACUACCCACCCAAGAGAACUCAAAUUAAUCCUGAUAAUACUCAACUAGAUGAACUUCUCGUUUCCUGGCCUGUGGACAAGUCUUGGACGCCUUCAACGCUAACAUCACAUCGCGACCGAUGGCGAGUCUGUGAUGCACUACCAUCACAAGGUGCUAUUAACCGUCGAAAGGCGCUUGCGCCUCCAGGCCAAAGCCCAGCUCUUACCCCAAAAGACCCUCAGAUCCCCGUUAUACUUCUUGCAUCAAGAGCGGAGAAAGGGUUCGGCUCGAACUGCGGCAACCCGCAAGGCACGUGGACUGUUCUACUGCCAUGGAAGUGUGUAGAUCCCCUUUGGCGAUCGCUCAUGUAUUAUCCCCUUUCUACCGGCGGAACACCACGCUUUGGUGGCUUAUAUCAAAAACAGCAAUUGGCCUUCGAACUUCAAGCGCCUUGGUUCCCCGGUGAUUUCCCUGGCACUGAAGCAGGCAAGGCAUGGGAAAGAACGGAGAGCGAGAAGCGCUUCGAUCAAUGGAUUCGGAGGCCACCAAAGCACAGGGUUGCUUGGGACCGGCUGGAUUUGGGACUUGGUCGGCGCGGGGAGAUUGGGUGUGGCUGGGCUUGUGAUUGGGAAUUUUUGUUUCAGAACCUUGAAGUACCCGAGGUACAGAAGGUGCCGAAUCAAGUCGAACAGCACGUCCAUGAAAGCAUCGAUGAGCCUUUACUUCUGACACAACGGCAACGCAAAGCUGCCGAAGCAAUAGCAGAAGUCAAAGCAAAUAGAGACGCAGGACCGCAAAGCCAAGAUGAAAGUGAGAUGACCCCUCCCCUCGUCGAGCGCGGAUAUACACAGCUCAGCCUGAGCGCGAGUAUCUCGCUAUGUAAGAAACCACAUUCGGCCGCUUUCCCCUCCGUCCCAGGAUUGAUGACUGUUCGCAUAAUGCUCCUUCACAAAGGAAGUCCGACACCCGCAGCGCGGAUAUACCGCUUGCCAUCGAUUCCAAGGCCGGCGAACAGUACCGAAGGACCCAAGAUCACCAACACGGAUCCUGAAUCGCAGGGACAGGACCAACCGCAAUCGUGGUCAUCCGAACCACCUCCAGCCCAGCCUCCGCCUGCCACGAGCACGACAGAUUCUUCAGUGCAUGCUAAUGCCGUGCGAGACCUACGCGCGCUCUGGAUCGCCCUCGAUGUCAAGGAUGACGUGUCCCACACAAAUGUACGCUUGCCCAAACAAAAGACCAAUAAAUUCGGACUCCCGCGAGCUCACCGAGUGUACGAUCGCGAAUCACUGGCCCAUAUCAAUGUGUUGCCGAAGAAUGCAUCACAAGAGAUCAUAGACCAAUUUGGUCCAAACAGUGCUUUUGGCCGUGGGGACGGUGAAAUCCCGAAAGGGCCACAAGUCCAGGCAAAAGCCGUGCCGACCCAGAAAGGAAGAGGCACGGCCAAGGCCGGCGCACAAGCACAAACACAGACACGGGGUGACAAGAAGCAAGUUGAGAGUGUUUACCUCGACGCAGACGAUGAUGCAGGAAUAUCUGCGCCUCUCGAAGCAUUCCAAGACCUGAUCGAUACGCCACCCUUGGAGGACGAAUGGUCGAAACACCCGCCCUGUCCGGAUGCGCAUGAUUUGAUCGGCUUUGUGACUUCCGGAGGGUACAAUCUCGCCGAGGGUCGCGGUACGGCCGUGGGAUCGAUCUGGGCGCAGCGACUCGUCGAAGGAUGGAAACAUGACGAUGACCUGGUGGUCAAGACAAAGGAACAAGAGAGACGGGCAAGAUUGUGCAUUGUGCGUAAUGCUGGUGAGAGUAUUGGACGGUUGGGCAUAUGGGAGAUUUGUGGAUGAUUCCUGUGAUAAAUCUGGCAAAAAUCGGUCCCACCCUACUUGAAUCCA